UUUAAGUUCCCUUACAAAUACCCACCCAAGAAAAUAAAUUAAAUUUUUUAAUAAGUGUCUUCUCAAAAAAAGCACAUUGUGACAAGCACAAGCACUCACCACAACAUGAUUAACAUAUAUGUAUUCAUAGCCCAAAUAGAAAUAAAGACUCAUAUCAUGAAUUCCUAACUUAAUACUUUGCAUCUCCAUCUCUUCAUUCUCAAAAACUUAAGUCCUCUAAAAGGAGUACUAAAGGGGCGGCGAUGAUACAGGUGUUGGCGGUGAUGAGUCGAAACAUUCGGAACAUGAAGAAAAGUACCAAAGUGGCUGAUGAGAACAUGUUUACUGAAGGAAAUGGAGUUGAGCUUCCAGUUAUGAAUCAUGGUGCAAGACAAGGGUCGUUUAACGGUUUUUCUAUUAUUUACAGCAUUUUAAGAGCGCCACUUUCGCUUCUUUCAUGCCUCUCUUCUCACUCACAUGGUGCUGCAGAUGGAGUUUGGGUUUCUGGCGAAUUUGCAAGGAUAUCAGAGGUGAAUCAUCAUAUUUUGGUCAGUGACAGCAUGCGUUUGUCUGAACGGCCAACGAAUAAAGUCCGGCUACCCAGGAUAACUCAAUGGCAAAAGGCGACCUCAUAAGCCAUCGAACGCAAACAACGCUGGGUAACCCAAGCCCACCAUGUAGCUCCAUUCCAGGAAGGACCCUGAGGUCCAAUCAUGAAUUUGAACCCUCAAAACCAUGAGUAAAACCUAGAUGCCUCAACAAUUCAUCUAUGGUUCAUUGGUCUUAAUAUCUAUCUAUAUAUACGGCAAUGAAGUCAAAUAAAAUAUGUAACUUUGGAAAUACUGCAUGUCUUGUUGAUUUUAAUGUUUUUUAACAUUUACAAUACAAAAGCAUGUUGGCCCUCAAGAGUGUCAAAGUUGCAAUGAGGCAUUAGUAGUAGAAAAUAUUCAAGUGGCAAUCAAUCAUUCAUCAAAAAGUGAAAAGGAACAAUUGAAAAUGGUUGAUGAAAGUGAAAGAAAGCAACUUACUUGGCUGUAUAUGACGGAGCAGAGUAAGACUCGACUCAACCACAUUUUUAGCAUCUGGUCCAUGAGUGCGUGGGCACCGGCUCAGACCCAAAACAAGUGGUGUUAGUAUCAUAGUAUGUAGUCAAUAUUGAACCUAAAUUGUGUAUGUAUUUACUAC
Molecule: messenger RNA, 1164 nt
Organism: Erigeron canadensis
Lineage: Eukaryota; Viridiplantae; Streptophyta; Magnoliopsida; Asterales; Asteraceae
Exons: 2
Coding region: 243-614 (123 amino acids)
Source: RefSeq, a predicted model, not a curated record